Acaulospora morrowiae is the source of this 966-nucleotide messenger RNA. The record is from the annotation of a GenBank genome assembly. Lineage: Eukaryota; Fungi; Glomeromycota; Glomeromycetes; Diversisporales; Acaulosporaceae.
AUGGGCUGCCAUUCACCCGAAGAGACGGUAUUUAUAAAGCCAUCCACGUUUAAUACACCAUUAACUUCAGAUACACCAACAACAGCUAAGACAAUAUCUAAGCAAACCAUUUUACCCAAAACUACAAUAUCAGCGAAACGUUCUACAACAAGUCCCUUUAAAAAAACAUUUACUAAUGGUCUCGCAACUAAUCACCUUUGGUUCUCGCUUAGAACUCCUGAAUCUAAUAUAACGUCUAUUCCACCUUCCACAUGUUAUUUAAAUUCCAAAACACCAGUUAUCGUUGAAUGUCAGGUGCGUGCACGCAUUCCGACUUCUAGAGGUGAAUUUUUCCUUCAUCUCUAUAGGAAUAAUAGAGAUAAUAAAGAACAUUUAGCUAUAGUCUAUGGUAAUGAUAUUAGAAGUAAGAGUUUAGACGCUCCUCGUCCAGGGGAAAGUGAAAUGGAUAGAAUUGUAAGAGGCGCAACGUUAAAAUCUGGUCAAACACAUUUGGAAGAUUCGCGCAGAACAUCUCCUUUAGUUAGAAUUCAUUCCGAAUGUUAUACCGGGGAAACUAUUCAUAGCGCAAGGUGUGAUUGUGGUGAACAAUUGGACGAAGCUUUGCGACUGAUUCAAUCUGAGGGACGUGGUGUCGUGAUAUACCUUAGACAAGAAGGCAGGGGAAUUGGUCUAGAAGAUAAACUUAGAGCAUAUAAUUUACAGGAUUUGGGCCAUGAUACUGUGACAGCAAACAUUCUUUUACACCAUCCACCUGAUCUUCGUACUUAUGAUAUUGCAACUCAAAUUCUCGCUGAUCUCAACUUAUAUAACAUUCGAAUGCUUACCAAUAACCCUGACAAGAUCGAGCAGAUCGAGAAUGGCGGCAUUAAAGUGAUUGAACGCGUACCUAUGAUUCCUUCAGCAUGGAAGGAUAAACAUAAUCCUGAUCGUAUUAACAAUGAAGUAGAUAAAUAUCUUAAAGUAAAA